This is a messenger RNA of Paramecium octaurelia, 1207 nucleotides long. The record is from the annotation of a GenBank genome assembly. Lineage: Eukaryota; Ciliophora; Oligohymenophorea; Peniculida; Parameciidae.
UGACAUGAAUUUCGAAGAGGAUAACCGAAGAAAGGAAAUCUAAAUAUACGACAAACAGUGUAAGGUUUGGUAUGAGUUCUUGAAGGAACAAGCAAACAAAAUCAACAACUAUUUGAAUGAUACAAAAAGCGGAUUGGAUAGCUAUAAGUUGAAUUUGGAGGAGAGAUUAAAAGAGCUUGAUGAAUAAUAUGACUCUCAUUAUGAAAUCUUGGAUUCACUCCAAGAAUAGAUCUCUACCAUUGAAUAUUAUUAAGAAGUCUAAGAGGUAUUCCAUUUCCUUAUUGUACUCUAGUAAGAGAUUGAAGCAUACCGAAAUGCCAUCGAUUCUGCUCAAGAUGAGAAGGAUAAAUUCUCCAGAGAAACAUUACAAAAGGAGAAAGAGGAAUUGAUAACUUUGAUUUGUGAAAUGAAACACAGUAAAAUUGAAGAUUGGCUUAAAACAAUAAAGAAGGAUCUUCCAGACGGUGAUUUGAAGGAUAUUUUGAAGACUUGUUAUCGUCUCUUUUAUGGAGCUAAGACAUUUUCAUUGGAAGAAUUUAUCGAAAAUGUUUUGUCAAAGGGAGAAUCUAAAACUGAGGUCGAGGCACCAGCAAAUUGGAUUAAAGUAUCUUAUUAAUUUAUCCAAAGGAAAAAGGAUUACAAUAAUAAGGGAAUGAGAAACUUAAAUUUAAGUUGUCAUCCUUCCUAGCUAAAUUUGCUAUAUAUAAUAGAUAAGAAUUAAACAAAGACAGUCGUUAAAUGCUCAAACAAUUACUCGACUCAUAAUCAUAAAGAUAGAAAUAGGCAGUAGAAAUCAAAUUCCUCGUAUCAUUAUUAGAAAAAGUAUUCUUUUCAGUUUAACAUAGUUUAACAAUUGGGACAAUGCUAGUUCGGAUAAUGAUAAACUAGAACAAAAUAUCAAAGAAUUAGAGUAAACCUUAGAAGAAAAACAGAACUCACCAGAGUAUGUUCAACAACAAAACCAUCUCCAUUUUCUUUAAAAAGAGCGAGAAUUUACAAAUGAAAUGAUUGAAAAAAUUACUAAUGCUAGAUAAUCCUUAGAAGAACUGCUAUAAAGUUUCUCAAAAUAUGAAGAAUAUCAACAAUAAUAAGUUGAUGAGAUGCAAAGGACUGUUGAAUUUAAUUCCAGAAAUGACGAAAUAGAUGUUCUAUACGUAAAGGAAUAAAUUGAAUAAAAAUGAUUUAAUUUAUAUCUUAGAUAAUAAGC